CCCAUUGGCAUUGCUACUCACAAAUAUUCUAAUAAAAAACGUUUAAUUAUUGAUUUAUCGGCACCGCACUCCUCUUUUGUUCCUAGCAUAAACGCACUCAUUCCAGCAGACGAAUUUUCACUUCAAUACGUAACCAUCGACGACGCCAUACAUUCCAUAAUUUCAUCUGGUAACCGACCCUGGCUUAGCAAAACGGACAUUACUAACGCUUUUAAAUUACUACCCAUGCACCCCUCACUCUGGCACUUACACGGUAUUAAAUGGCGUGAUCUAUACUACUUCUCUACACGACUCACUUUCGGUUCUCGUAGCAGCCCCAAACUGUUCGACAUUUUCGCAGAGUCGUUGUGCUGGCUGCUCCUGAACAUCACCAGGUGUCACUCCGUUAUCCACUACCUCAACGACUUUUUACUUAUAGAGCCAGGGUCACCAUCACCCACAUCAAUCAAAAGCACUACUGCACUAUUUGCCACACUUGGAGUCCCUUUGUCCCCAGCCAAAAUUAUAGGCCCCACAACCAAAUUGACCUUUCUGGGGAUAGAACUGGACUCGAUUAACCUCAGAGCUAGCCUCCCUCACGACAAACUGGCACGUUUGAGAGGGGAAAUAGACUUGUUCCUGCGGAAUGAUGUUUGCACUAGGAAGGAACUUCAGUCCCUUCUCGGAUCCCUGAACUUUGCCAUGCGCAUCAUUCCGCAGGGAAGAUCUUUCAUAUCCAGA
Molecule: messenger RNA, 720 nt
Organism: Pelobates fuscus (common spadefoot toad)
Lineage: Eukaryota; Metazoa; Chordata; Amphibia; Anura; Pelobatidae
Exons: 1
Source: RefSeq, a predicted model, not a curated record